AGUCACUGCCGCAGCUGUCGGAGCGAGCCAUGGACGCGUCGGCUGGAGGCCGUCGGCGUGGCAGGCGCCAAGCAGAUGAAGAUCGGCGCGCCGAGCGAACGCAGGUCUUUCAAAAGACAAAGAUGUGCAAAUUCCAUUUGAUGGGCAGCUGUCAGAGAGGGUCAGAUUGCCGCUUUGCUCACGAUCAGCGUGAGUUGCAGACUCUACCAGACUUGGCGCGUACGAAGAUCUGCAAACAACUGCUGCAGACUGGGCUUUGUGAGGAUCAUCAGUGCUCCUAUGCGCACAGCAGGGAAGAGUAUCGGGUGGUCCAUGGCUUUUCCGCGGCGGAUCAUCGAGAAGCUGAGAUGCAGCUGCAUCAAUUGGACGCUAUGAAGAGGGCAGGGCGCUUGGUGGAGCCUGGCCUUCCGCGGCCAGAUCCACGGGAUCUGCGGGAUCCGCGGGAUCCGAGGGAGCGGCCGCCGGAGCUCAAGGCGAAUGGACAGAAGGCAGGCUUGGCACCACCGAUGUAUCAGGGCAACCUCCUGGCCUGCGCCACUCCUGUGCUCUUCGUCCCAUCUCUUCAGUCCAUGGUGCCGAAUGAUGCCUUUGCCCCUCCCGUGAUGGGUUUGCCCAGCUCCCCACACGAGAAGCCGGGGCCACCGGGGCCACCGGGGCCGCCGGGAAUGGCCCCACCGGGGCCACCAAAGGCGCCUGGUCCUCCGCCCAGUGUGAUGAAGGAGUCACCUCUGGCUCCGGGCUCUCACCCUGGCUUCAACGCCGAUCGGCUUCAGGCAAUGACGCAGUUCAUGCAGCCACGAGGUCCCUACAAUGGCUAUGCGCACGGCCUUGACCCCUUCGAGGCUGGUCGUGGACCCGGAAUCGACCUCCAACCAAUGGGUCCUGAGCCCACGAAUCGUGCCAUUGGUCCCAAGGAAGGCCGAGGUAAGGUUUCCGGUGGUCGGAGCGCCUUGUCCAUGCCUGAUGACGACAUGUCUUUCAUCCCCAGCGAGCCUGCGAAACUCCAGUUGGGCUCCCUACGGUCUUUGAGUUCCAACUCUUUGGCCGCGCAGGGGGAGGAUGAUGACUAUGAUGACGUCUCGGAUCGAGGGAUGGGCCUUGGGAUGGGCAUGCCCAUGACUGGCGUGCCCAUGCCCGGCCCCGGACGGGAAGCCUUGAAGGUGAAGAAUACCUUUCUCGACUACGAGACUGACUGCACACCGCUGGGACAGAGGCUGCGACCGAUUUGCUCCGCCGCGGGGCGCUUGGACGCCUUGGGGGACGAAGAGGAGACCGGUUUGGGUGCACUGGCUUCUUCCAUUGCUCCUGUGCCGAGCGUGAUUUCUCCCAAUAGUGCUCCACCCGGAGUGUCCCCUGGCAGCGACAGUUUGCGCAGACGCGAUCUUGCAUCAGAUGGAAUGGCAAAUCUCUUCACGGUCAAGAACACGUUCAUCGAGUGUGAGGAUCCCAGCGCCGAGGCAACCUCCCUGCGGGCGGUUCACACCGCCGCAGGACGUCUGGAUACCAUGUGGAGAGACGAGGAGGACCGUUUUGACUGACCAGAGGCCGAAAGGCCGAAUGCGAUCUGGCCAACAGCUGGUGUUCAACAGACCCUGGUACCCUGUGGCCUUCGGCCCCUUCAGCUGGUUCCUGGUGCAUUUUGGCAGAUUUGAAAAACCAAACCCUGGC
This is a messenger RNA of Cladocopium goreaui, 1668 nucleotides long. Lineage: Eukaryota; Dinophyceae; Suessiales; Symbiodiniaceae. The record is from the annotation of a GenBank genome assembly.